Ooceraea biroi (clonal raider ant) is the source of this 2964-nucleotide messenger RNA. Its product is annotated as putative RNA-binding protein Luc7-like 2. The record is from RefSeq and is a predicted model, not a curated record. Lineage: Eukaryota; Metazoa; Arthropoda; Insecta; Hymenoptera; Formicidae. Gene Ontology annotation, cellular component: U1 snRNP. Gene Ontology annotation, molecular function: mRNA binding. Gene Ontology annotation, biological process: mRNA splice site recognition.
GUUAAUGGGCACAGGACGAAAUGGUGAAAAUAACAAAUUUCAAGUGAAAUACUCCGACUCGAAGGUCUGCAAGAGUUUUUUGCUGGCCUGCUGUCCCCAUGAAAUCCUAUCAUCAACGUUCUAUUUCCAGAGUCUCUGGAAAAAGCAAUUCCAAUCAGAUCCAUUGUACAAUAUUGUUGCGAGUAUUGUCCGCUCAUAUGUCCGUGUUGUACUUGUCACUCUCACACGCGCGUUACUGUAAGUACUGAAAACGAGAAGAGGACGUACGUAUUACACCUACAAUUUGAUUACCUUUACCAUAAUUCAAGUGCUAGAUAUACAUAUAUAUAUGCAUAUCUAUAUCUAUAUCUAUAUAUUAAUUCGAUAUGAGACGCAAAGGCGGGCGAUUACCUCAGCCCCUCUACCGGUAUUCCACACGGUGGUGAGGCUGAGUAAUGCCGAACGAUAAAUUCCCAGACCCCCGAAACGGCCUGUAAACAGUGAAUCGGUGAGUAGCGUCAUGCUGAUUCAUGAGACGAUGUCUUAAUGUCGCUUCUUACUAAUAAUGCCGUUUACGGCAGGUAGGAAUGAGAAGUUUACUUUGAGAAUGUGUGUGAGAAAAAAAAUAUCAGCCUACGGAAGUAUGGGUGCAGGAAAUGAAGCAGUGAUCUGUAAGUAAGAUUUGCGAAUUGCCAAGAACCGUUCGGCUCGUUGUUGGCUCCUCCGCGGGAGUCUGUCGGUGAAUCAUGAUCCUCCGGAUCUGCCAAAGAAUACAAAGAACGACAAAUACGUCCGAUCUGGCCGCUCGAGUAACGCGGAUUUCUCGCUCGUUGUCCAAUUUCGAUGCCGAUUCUAUGAUCGCGACUCUCUGAAUCGGUAUGAAAUGAUGCGGAUCUCAAAUUACAUCCGUGAGCAGCCUCGCGACGAUCAAGAACGUUUUUAGCCAAGUUUCUCGGGUUUCCUCGGGUUGUCUCGCUUGCGCGGUACUUGCUCUGGCAAUUUGCAACACCCAAACGUGUCGACAAGAGAAAAAGAGAGAGGUGGCAUGACGCAGAGAGAUGUGUGAUUAGGCGGAUUAGUACAACAAGCGGCAGUUCCAUUAGAAAAAUUUCCUUCAACCAUUGGAUAUGUACGUAUUGAAUCCGUUUUUCCUAAAAUCCGUUCAGCAGCCAACGUAAGACAUAAUUCGUGCCGUACGUAAAUUAGUAUAAUAAACCAUUAUAAGCUGUAAGUUCUUUCUCGUAGAAAGAGUGAACAUUAUGAACUUAAGAUGUGUGCUGAUUAUAGCUUCAUUGCCAUCGCAUUCUCGUGUCAGGCGGAGAACUGUUGCCACCCUCCCGUGCAGGAAGACGAACUGACAUCUCUGUGAGUUCAUGUAAAAAGAAAAAAAAAAGAAAAACCUAUUGGAAACCGUCUUAUCCUAAGGAUACAGGCGAUAAGCUCUGAAUCUUUGUCAUAUGAUCUCUGUCUCUCUCCUAGAUUAUCGAUUCAAUGUUAAUUUCCAGUCGCAAUUAACGCGACCAAGUACGUUAUAUAUUCCUGUCAAGUAAGAGUAUAUCUUGUAAAUGCAAAGUUGGGGAGGGUCUAACUCGUAAUACGCAUAGAAUCGAUAAGGCCCCGCGUACGUGACGAGCUUAAUCUAAUACAGAAUCUGUUUGUAAAUCGUAGCGCAUGGACCUGGGAGAAUGCCCCCAGAUUCACGACUUGGCCCUACGGGCCGACUACGAGGCUGCGCAAAAGAAGCGAGAUCAUUUUUACGACAUCGAUGCAAUGGAGCACCUUCAGAACUUUAUCGCCGACUGCGACCGUCGUACGGAGCAGGCUAAGCAACGAUUGGCCGAGACGCAGGAAGAGCUGAGCGCGGAGGUGGCAGCGAAAGCGAACAACGUCCACGUGCUCGCCGAAGAGAUUGGUAAGAAACUAGCCAAGGCCGAGCAACUCGGCGAAGAAGGCUUCGUCGAGGAGUCGAUGAAGCUGAUGGGCGAGAUCGACGAGCUGCGUAAGAAGAAGAACGAAGCCGAGCAGGAAUAUCGAAACAGUAUGCCAGCGUCAAGUUAUCAGCAACAGAAAUUACGUGUAUGUGAAGUGUGUAGCGCAUAUCUCGGCAUACACGACAACGAUAGGCGGUUGGCCGAUCACUUUGGUGGUAAAUUGCAUCUGGGCUUCAUCAAGAUCCGCGAGAAACUCGCCGAGCUUCAGAAGACGGUCGAGGAGAGGCGCAAAGAGAAGCGCGAGUCUAUGCUCGACAGGAGACGUGACAGAGACAGGGAGGACCGCGACAGAGAUCGUGACAGGGACAGAAACCGUGGAGGAUUAGGCUUUAGAGACCGUGACCGCGAUCACGAUCGUGACCGCGAUCGCGACCGCGACCGUGAACGCGACCGUGACCGUGGUGACCGUGACCGUACCCGAGAUCGUGAUCGUGAUCGUGAACGCGAUCGCGAUCGCGAUCGCAGAGACAGGGACAGAAGGAAGUCACGAUCUCGCAGUCAUAGUCGUGGAAAAAGAUCAAAACGUUCCCGCAGUGGCAGUUAUAGCCGUCGAUCUCGUUCCCGUCGCAGCGGAUCAAACGACCGCAAGAGAUAAGAGAGAAGAUGUAUGACAACCUAUGCUCAAUUUCUUUUCCAUCUGACACGCGCACACGUACAUGUAAUGUGCAACACCGCGCGCACGAGACAUUUGUGCCGUUUUAUGGAGUUAUCCGUCGUAAUAAACGUGAAGUGCUCCGUGUUGAUAUAAUCUUUGUACAUUCUUAUUAUUAUCGGUAUAUCGAUAUAACUAUUUAUGCAUAACACCUGUGUAUUUCGUUUAGAUAUACUAUAAAUUCAGAUGGAUAUAUAUACAUAUAUUAUUAUCUAUUUUGUCUUUUAAACUAGUUUUAAUCUAUUGUAAAUAAGAAUAGCUUAAGUAAGGCAGUUGUUAUAUGCUCAUCAUAUUGAGCCUAUGUAGCAAUAGUAAGAAUAAAAUAAUAAAGGUACAUUUCAA